UGGGUUGCGGCUGAGUUAUUCAGCUGGAGACUGGCGACUAGACGACGUGGCAAGACGGAGCAAGAACGUAUGCCAGGACGGCGCAGAGAGGCCGUGUUUGGUGCUCUGCUGAACGCUACGAAAGUUUUAAAUGUUGAGCUGCAGGCUCAGGAGCACCAGGCAGGGUCAGAAGCCACGAUCCAUCGAUCAUCGGGGGGUGCUUCUUCCGCGGCUGGCGCCUUGCUCUCUCGGCUUGUUGUCUCGCAAUGGCGCCCCUUCUCCGUUCCCUGCUCGCGCCACGAGGCUCGGUCCCCGGCGUUUCAUGACUUUAUGCCUGUCACGUUGCACAAUCUCGCUCGUGUCUUUCUCUUCGUCCUCUGUACGUUUUGAAAGCGGUACACGCACCUCAUAACAAUGUUUUUUUUUUUUAUGUUCUGCAGUGAUGGUCGCAAGCGGCCUGUCUUCAUUUCUGGUGAAGAUGCUUCAGGCGCAGUUUAGCAUGACCGCGUCGACAGCUUCAAUGAUUAUGGGCUCCGUGACCAUACCGACGGCCAUGGUGGGCGUCAUGCUCGGAGGCGUGGUCAUCUCUCGCUUCCAGCUGGCCGCCGCGGGCAUCGUGCGCCUCUGCGUGCUCGUGCUUCUUGUGCCCAUCGUGCUGGUCACGGUGCUGCUAUUCCACUGCGACAACAUCCCCUACCGGAACGUCCAGUACGACGUCGGAGUUACCAGCGUGUCGAGCGUGAACGUCACUCUGAAGGAGUCGUGCAACAGCCGCUGCGGCUGCACCACGACACGCUUCAAUCCCAUCUGCGGCCGCGACGGCUACACCUACUACUCGCCGUGCUACGCCGGUUGCCUACGCGAGUAUGCCACAGCGAGCAGCAGGGCGUACUCGCAGUGCCUGUGCGUGAACCGCACGGUUUCGGCGUCGGCGCGCACCGGAGACGGAGCCAGCAGCUCGGGCGGUGGCCCGAGCCCGUUCGGCACCGUGCCGGGCACCACGGUGGAGAUCGACGCGGUGCGAAACAAGUGUCCCAACCCGUGCGGCCUGGUCAAUGUCUUCAUACCCAUUCUGGCCGCCAUCGUGUUCGCCACCUUCUUCCUCAGCACGCCCGCCGUCGCAGCCAUUCUCAGGUGCAUUCCCGAGAAACACAAGUCCGUCGGCCUCGGAAUUCAGUGGAUCAUCGUGCGGGCUUUCGGGCUAAUCCCCGCCGGCGCCGCGUUCGGGCACACCAUCGACGCGAGCUGCGUGCUGUGGGAGGAGCCGUGCGGCUCGUCGCAGGGCGCCUGCGCCAUCUACGACAACCUGCUGCUCAACCGCAACGUCUACUUCCUCAUCCUGGCGCUGAAGAUGGCCUCGUUCUGCUGCUUCGGGACGGCGCUCUUCUUCCUGCGCGAGCCUGCGCCACCGCCCGUGUCCGUCGCCGCCUUGCCCGACUGACUCUCGUGCGCCUGCGUGUGUGCGUGUGUGUGCAACGGGGCAUCUUUAGCGAUUUGAGUCGUUGCGCAAAAAAAUAAAAGAAGACAAAAUGAAAUAUAAAAUUUUAUCCCGUUCUUUCUGGUUGUGAAACUCUUGACAGCUUGGCGUUCCUCAGCGUGCCGCUUGGCUGCCGUGAUUUUCGUGAAAGGCCGUAUAUACACUCGAGUAGACAAGCACGACUGCGGCAGUUUGACCUACAGGCG
Molecule: messenger RNA, 1662 nt
Organism: Dermacentor andersoni
Lineage: Eukaryota; Metazoa; Arthropoda; Arachnida; Ixodida; Ixodidae
Source: RefSeq, a predicted model, not a curated record